Messenger RNA from Amphiprion ocellaris (clown anemonefish), 1361 nucleotides. Its product is annotated as sterile alpha motif domain-containing protein 12-like. Gene Ontology annotation, cellular component: cytoplasmic side of plasma membrane. Gene Ontology annotation, molecular function: protein binding. The record is from RefSeq and is a predicted model, not a curated record. Bases 143 to 421 code for a protein of 92 amino acids. Gene Ontology annotation, biological process: cell surface receptor protein tyrosine kinase signaling pathway. The transcript is spliced from 4 exons. NCBI's taxonomy places the organism in Eukaryota, Metazoa, Chordata, Actinopteri, Pomacentridae.
GGAGGAUGUGUGUAGGAGGAGCAGGAACACACCUCAGGAAACACUGCAUGGACUGGACUCCACAGGUGCAGAAAGGAGGCGCCAUUAAAACUGUUGUCAACCAGACCGGGCAGCAGGGUGUUGCUAAUGUGGUUGCACGGCGAUGGAUGUGUCAAGGCAAGCGUCGUCGUGGUCAGUGGAAGAAGUGCUGGAUUGGGUACAGGGACAGUACCCUGCCUAUAUGAACCAGCUCCAUAAAGCUAUAAUCAAACAUGCUAUAUCAGGCCGUGCAUUGCUGAGAUUGAAGGAGCAUCACCUGGAGCUUCUCGGGGUGGAGGAUAAGAAACAGCAGCAGGAAAUGUUGCAGGACUUCCUCCUCCUCAGAGUUCAGGAAGAAAUCAAUGAACUCUGUGACAUCUGCUCUGAGUGUUUUUCUUCAUAAAGGACAGUAAAAUCUUCAAAUCUUUUAUCCCAUUCAUCCAUUCAACCAUUCAACCAUGUGAAGGAGAGAGAAGGGUGGGAGUGAUGGAAAUAACAAGAGAAGGUGAAUAGAAAGAAGGAUCGAUGAGAAAUGAAGAGAGAAAGAAACCCAUUUCGUGUGUGAAAUCUGACCUGUGCAGAUGGAUGAGAUUAGUUUUUGUCUGGUUGUCUUUUUCUGGUCCCUACUGUCCAUUACUCGCUGUCUUUUUCCUUUCUCUGCUGUGGGUUUGCAUCCAACUAUUGCGUUUUAAAAUAAGUGAACACAAAUUUUGACACAUUUAAUAAGGAGAAGAGCUCCAGUGUGUGUCUGGAUGAUGUUAGUCUGUCAGUCCCUUACAGUUAUUACCUUGAAUAGUAGAUAAUCCACUCAUAGCUAUAUUUAACCACACCGCGAGCAUCGUUGUAGGGAUGGUGAUGUAAGUCCAUCUCCUUUGUCCAGUAUUACAUGAAUUGUCAUGAAAUUUUAUCCAGACAGACUUGUCAUCUAGCUCUUCCAUAAAGGUCAUAUUUAUGGAUUUGAAAACUGUUUUGAUGAAUUAGAACUUUGUUACACACAUCUGUUCAUACAUCCAACUGUAUGCUAUGUUUCUUGUUCCCCACCCCCCUCUUCUCCCAUCCCUCCCCCUUUACCUCUACCCCUCUACCUCUAACCCUCUACCUCUCUACCUCCUCUGCCCUCUCAACCCGCCCGGCCAGCAGGCAGAUGGGUCCCCCCACAUAAGAGCCGGGUUCUGCUCAAGGUUUUUUUCCCUGUUAAAAGGGUGUUUUCCUUGCCACUGUCGCCUUAGGGCUUGCUCUGGGAGUCAGGCUUACGGGUUCUGUGAAGCGUCUUGAGACAAUUUGACUGUUAUUGGCGCUAUAUAAAUAAAAUUGAAUUGAAUCUGUGCGACCUUCAAGAUGAA